UCUACCGGCAGUUGUCUUCCUAAAAUAGCCCGCACUCCACGGCCUUAUAUGUGCAGGCCUGCAGCAUGUGCCUGAGGAGGCAUCAUGUAUCUAGGCCACACAAUACGAGCUGCAGGCUCAUUGUUGCUGCUCACCAGCAGGCCUAUCACCCCCCUCAGGGACCAGGCCUGUCUUUCUGUUUAGUGUCAGCUCAACAUGCAUCUCACUGAGCUCAACCGCGAAUGUCUCCUUCACCUUUUCUCCUUUCUGGAUAAAGACAGUCGGAGGAGUUUGUCCUUCACCUGUCAUCAGCUGCGUGAGGUCUUCAUGGACCCUCGCCUCUGGAAUCUACUUCACUUCAGCUCCCCGUGUGAGCUGAGAAGGGACAACUUUGUGCUGGGACCCUCACUGCGUUACCUGACUGUUUGUUGGUACUCCAGCCGAGUCCUGCAGGUGUGCAACAUCGAGGAUUGGCUGAAGAGCUCGUUUCAGAGGGAUAUCUGCAGUAAACAUGAACGCUUGGUCAGCAAUUUCCUGGCCCAGGUCUGCCUCAUGUGUCCAAACCUGCUCUCCCUGACCCUGUCCGGCUGCGGACACAUCACCGACCAAGAUGUGAUCUCUGUACUGCAGAGCUGCAGGAAGCUGCGCAGCAUCCACCUGGAGAAUUGCGUCCGCAUCACCGACCGCAGCCUGGAGGGUGUGGCGGCUCAAGGAGUGAGUCUGAAGGAGGUAAAGGUCGACUUCUGCAGGAAUAUUACAGAGGCAGGGCUGCAGGCCGUCCGAGAGAAGAGGCCAGGCAUUCAGCUGAGUGCAGAGAGGAGCGCUGGCAUGAUCCCGGACAGCAAACCUGAAGAGAAGGUCCCACUCAGAAGGACGCUGCAGAAGGUCCUGCUGUUCUCCUAAAGGACAUCCUUUUAUAAGGGGAGAAGCAUUCCUGUAACUUUGGAAAUAACUUACUGUGGUGCUUUUGUGAUGAUAUAUAACUGCUUUUAAGUGUUUAACAUCCUCUUUUUUAAAUCUUUUUAUAGAACACAUGCUAUAGCUUUUAGCUGGAUCAAUUCCAUUUGUCCAAACCAAAGAGAAAUCCUAGGUGCACUUACGAUCAAUACAAUUGUUUACACAAGUAGCCUUAUUAAUAAUUCUUUAUCAAAGCAUGAUAAUGAUAUAAAAAAAAGUCUACAAAUUAGGAUAUGAGACAGGUUGUAUAAGAGGUCUUCCCCCAUUGAAUGGACAAGAUGUCAUCACUAAAGUGCAGGGGGAACCCCCAUCUUUCUCUUCUUCCAGGUGGCCACACCACACUUUAUUUCAGGGUUUACAUCGAGUUAGUUUUAUGUUAGGAGGUGUAGGGGUGAAACCCAAGUUUAUUUAACCUUGUUUUGUCCUUUAAAGCUUGAUCCUAAGAGGCAACUGGACAUCGUUUAGGUUGAGGAUGUGUCACAUUUCUUCCAAAAGGCUCUAGAAAUUCUAAGACAGCCUACAGACGUUCAUCUCUGACAGCCACUCUCACAGAACGUUUAUCUAAGAUGCAUUAGAUAUCUCAGAAAAAAACCCAAAACAAAACAAAGAAAAAAACCUUAACCUUUCUAAAAAAAAAAAUCAGAUUAAAUGCCUAUUUAGAGAUAGGGUAGGGGUUAAUGUAAAAGAAUACCAAAAGGUGCAUGAGUCAAAAACCUAACCUGAGAAGUCUGAUAAAAAAAAAUGUUUACCAAGCACAGUAAAAAGUCUGCUUCCAGGAAUAAAAGGGGAUCUGGCUGCAGACUUCGAGCAGACCUCUUUGGUAGGGCAUUCAGCAGCAGAUCUCUACACUGGGAUGAUGACGUAGGCUAUAUUGCUCAAAUUGCAUAACUUGGUAGAAUUUUGAUCUUUUUUUCAUAAAACUGCUGCCAUGUAAAAAAAAAAAAAAACAACCAUUUACCGGCUCUGUCUGAAACCACACACUCAAUUUCCUACUCCCUAGCCACAAUAUAGUGAGCAGCAUAAAGUGGACUAUAUAGUGGACUCAACUGCAAAACACAGAAAUGAUUUCGGACACUACUCUGGCCGCGGGUAAUGACGUCAUCGCCGUCUCACAUUUAAAACAUUUAGCAACAACGGCUCGUAGAUUUCCAUGACAACGGCUGAGGAUCAAAAUUAACGGUAGAGUUUCACUCACAACAACAAAAUCAACAAACAAAAAAAAAGGCAUUAAAAAAGUUUUGAUAUGUGUUCCUGUGCUCCUCUCGUUUGUCUGUCAUGUUUGAGAGCAGCAACCUUCAUCGCCCCAGUGUAGCUAUAUAUAGCAUAGCUACAUAGCUAAACAAAGCAAUCAAAGCAGCUAUGUAAGCUACAUAGGUAUGUUAUCUACAUAGCUACAUUAGCUUUAGCCAUGUUUGCUAAAGCUCAUGUUGCUAAAGCUUACUUAGCUACAUUGGCUGUUGUUACAUUAAUUACGUAGCUAGCAUAGCUAUUUUAGCCGAAGCUAACAAGGCUAAAGCAAGACACUGCUCAUGUUUUUAAAAUAGGUCUCUGCAUAAUUCAAGUCUGGAUUAGAGCUCUAAACUUUUUUCUCUGCUUUAUUUGUAAAAUGUGUCUUAGUCUGUAACGUAUACAAUAUGGUUAUUUUAUGAAUGUAACUUCCGGACAAAAUUUAAUUAUGACUAAAUAAAUAAAUAAAUAAUCUAAAACUGGAAAUACCUUGACUGGCAAAUUACAGCAUCUCCAAGAACCUUAACCUAGUCAAUUUUCUCUUUUGGAUUGAAUUUUGGAUAACUAUAAAUUGGAUUACUGAGAACCUACACUGACAUCUUAUUUUGUCGUGUUUUUGUCAUUUAAGGAGUUUAAGUUUAUUGUACUGUAUCUUAGUUUUCUUGAGUUUUUGGCUGGUUUUCUUACCUCUCAGACUCACCUCCAAUGUUAUGUUGGACUUAAUUUAGCCUUAAAUUGAUUCCUUAUUAAUUUGUUUGUUAAUUUAAACUAAUAUAAUUUUUGUAUUUAUACAUCUCUUUGUUAAAAUGAAAAGUAAUCCCUGUGGCUGCUUAGGCCUUGGGGGAUAUGAGCCUUUUUCAUGUUGUGUCUUGCCUCCCCUAGAUGGAGCAUAUCAUCAUUAUUAUCUGCAUAGACCUAAAGCUGUAUGCAAUGUGUGUUGAGAAGUACGUGUGGGCACGAAUGGAAUGUACAUUAUUAUUUGUGUUUUUCACAGACAACAAAGCCUGUCUUAUUUAUCCUUUAAUGCUAGAGUUUCUGCUAGAGUACAUAUCGACUUUUUAAUGUACAAAUGGUAGGAUCCUUCACUCAACAUAAGGUUGAAAAAAGUAUUUAAAAUAUUUUCAAACCCUGAUUAUAUUCAAGCAUGUAGUGAAGAUAUCAGUCACACCUCUGCCAGAAGAGAGGCACACCUGCACUAUUAAAGAGGAAACAGGCAGACGAGGUCUGGUCACAGCCUGUGUCUGUCUGUGUUAAGGCGAGACAUGUCAGAGCCUGAGGAAGGGUUCUCAGAGGGCAAAGUGUGCCUGACCUGGGAUUGGAUUCAUAUUAUAUAAGACUGGGAGACGUAUGAAAGUAGGUUGAUUAGGUGAGUGUGUCUGUCUGUAAAGGCCAUGUGACUGAUAAACUGCAGACUGCUGCUGCAGCUGCAGGGUAGGCCUGUCCUAUCUGCAUCUCUGAAGAAGGACCUUUUAUUUUAUAUUUCACAUUAACACACACAUAUGACUGUAUGAAGUAAAUUUGCACUAUUCAGACUCAUGUCUUACUCUAAAUAUUUCUAAUGUUUGACUUUUUCUAUUCACCAUUUAAAAACUGUGUUUAAUUGAUUUUUUUUUACUCUCUGUAUUUGAUUGAAUUUUUUUUUCUAAUUAAAUUAUCAAAUGUUUGAAAAACCUUUUUCUUUUGCUGUAGAUUGGAUAAUAAACUUAAUGUCAGAUAUGAAUGAGUCAUUAACAUUUCUCAUCAUUUCAGAUUACAACUUCCUCAGAUGGGGUUUUGUUUAAAAAAAAACACAAUCUUUUUUUUAAAUGUCACUUUUUG
Molecule: messenger RNA, 3981 nt
Organism: Cheilinus undulatus (humphead wrasse)
Lineage: Eukaryota; Metazoa; Chordata; Actinopteri; Labriformes; Labridae
Gene: fbxl22
Product: F-box and leucine-rich repeat protein 22
Exons: 2
Coding region: 196-882 (228 amino acids)
Biological process (GO): SCF-dependent proteasomal ubiquitin-dependent protein catabolic process
Cellular component (GO): SCF ubiquitin ligase complex
Molecular function (GO): protein binding
Source: RefSeq, a predicted model, not a curated record